AUGACUUUUAAUAAAAAAAUUAUCUCAGCAGUUCUAGCUUUGCAAAUAAUUUUUUGCUUUGCUUCUUGCAAGGAUCUUAUAAGCUUGGACUUGAAGUUAGGUGAGUAUUAGCAAUUAUAUAUAACUACUAAAUAUGGAUAAUGUGAAAUAAAUGUAAUUCCCAAUUUGGGUUACUGCUCAAACUCUCUGUAAAUUUCACCAAUCAAAGCUUUAGAGUGUGGAGCUAAACUUAUUGGAGAAAAUUUGUUUGUGGGUGGAAGUUAAUACUCAGCUAAAUUUUAGCUUGGAUAAGUUGAAACAAAUUUAAGUUUUACUAUUCCCAAUACUGACUCAGCAUUUUUUGGGGAAGAAAAUCUUUGUUUUGGUGAAUUUGUAAUCAGCAUUUAAGAUAAUAUAAUUGUUGAACUCUUUUCUUAAAGAGUCAUAUAAGAUCAAAAGUUUUAUGUUAACAUAAAGGACAUAAAAUCUUUAGACAAAGUGGUCGGUAGUAUCGAAUUAGGUGCUCCAAACAAAUCUUUGAUUAAAAAAGGAUCAAACUUUGUUUCUUUAUUAUCUAAUUAAGGUGAGUACAGCACAGAUUAUUAUUUGUACUCAAACAGAAAUUUAAGUUAUGGAAACCUAUAAUUAUUUGGUGGCACUUCAGCACUUGUAAGCUUAGGUAACCCCUUUUUAUGUAUAUCUAAUUUUGGAUUCGAGUCUCUCUUGUAAGCAUUUAGCGUACAAGGUAUCAAGUACACUUAUUUGCCUGACGAAAACUAUUAAGUUGUAUUGGAAUCUAUUGAUAAACUCUAAAACAUCUCAAUAGAUUUAGUUAAAGAAGAUAAUUCUAUUUUUACUUUAACUGUGAAACCUGAACAUUAUACAAGACAAUUAGAAAACGGAUAAUACGAAUUACUCAUUUAGCCAACCUUUUAUACCAAUGUUAUUGCUCUUGGAUAUACAAUUCUUUAACCUUACUAUUUAGGAUUUGAUGUAAUUGCUAAAACAGUUUUAAUCGCAGAAAAGGCUGAAGAUAAUGUUGUUUCAUAUUGA
This is a messenger RNA of Tetrahymena thermophila SB210, 1032 nucleotides long. Its product is annotated as transmembrane protein, putative. The record is from RefSeq and is a predicted model, not a curated record. Lineage: Eukaryota; Ciliophora; Oligohymenophorea; Hymenostomatida; Tetrahymenidae. The transcript has a single exon.